Messenger RNA from Hermetia illucens (black soldier fly), 922 nucleotides. RefSeq lists its product as uncharacterized. Bases 115 to 852 code for a protein of 245 amino acids. The record is from RefSeq and is a predicted model, not a curated record. Lineage: Eukaryota; Metazoa; Arthropoda; Insecta; Diptera; Stratiomyidae. The transcript is spliced from 4 exons.
UGAAUUUCGAAGUUUCCCCGCGAGAAAUGACAAAUAAAAAAUAAUCGUAAAUUUGAAAUUGCAUGUAUUUUAGAUAUAAUUGCUAUAAGAAUUCCAAGAAAAUUAAGAAAAAUAAUGUCCUUAGCAUAUAUGAAACCAGUUGUAUGGAGUGUUCAAGAUGGCAUACUUGUUCGGGAUUUAAAAAAAUCUGAUUGCAAGGCAGCGCUAGAUUUUUUAAAGAAAUGGCACUUGACAUCCAGCGUUUUGUUGCACACUUUCAACGUUAAACAUUGUUGCAGUUCACUUAUGAGUUUCUUCCAAAUAGUUUAUUACAUUAUGAAAGACGAGACGUCCUUGCUUGCAAUCGACGAUGACACUCAGGAAAUUGUCGGAGUUUUGGUGGGAAAGCCAAUGAUACGGGAAAAUUGGAGCUGGAACUUCUUCAGAAUGUUACUGCCGACGAAUUAUGUUUCUCAAAUUAUUGGAAACUUUGAACGUGAUAUGGUCAUGGCUCAUGUUCCGAAUGCAGAACACAGGGACCCGCCUUCAAGUUAUCACGUAUUUGCUAUAUGCCUGUCACCUGCCUAUAAAGGGAGGAACCAAAAGCCAAGAUUUUUGAUUGAUGCAUAUAAAGUCGCUCGGAGUUUAGGCCUGCCGAAGUUAAGUUUCAUAGGGAAGUCCCUUAAUGAUCAAAUUCGUGCAUCAAGAAUAGGAAUGACUGAAAUAACGAAAACGUGCUAUGGCGACUAUGUGGAUUCAAAUGGAGAGAAACUCAUAAAAACCUAUCCAUCUGGCCAGUAUUACGCUAUUCACUUCGAGAUGGAUGUCGGGCCAAAAUGUAAUAUGUCAAUCUACGAAAGGAGGAUAGAAUGAUUGGGCAAAUAUUCAAAAUAUAUUUGGGUAUGAAACGUGUAAAUAUAUUUAAAACAUUGAACAAUUAUCC